Sebastes umbrosus (honeycomb rockfish) is the source of this 2281-nucleotide messenger RNA. RefSeq names its product kelch-like protein 10. Gene Ontology annotation, molecular function: protein binding. Bases 545 to 2215 code for a protein of 556 amino acids. The record is from RefSeq and is a predicted model, not a curated record. NCBI's taxonomy places the organism in Eukaryota, Metazoa, Chordata, Actinopteri, Perciformes, Sebastidae. The transcript has 5 exons.
ACCGUGCACUACAAGGUGUUUCUGAAAACAUUUGAGUAGUCAUUACAGUAACAGAAUAUGAAUUCAUAUCUGAUCAGCGCUGCCUAGUUUGACCGUUAGUUUGAUCGGAGUUCAGGAGUGAUUGACGGCUGCCUCCGUAGAAUGGACAGCCAAUAGGAACGCUCUCUCUCUGAAAUGACCUGUGAUUGGCCAGAGUCUCCUGUCAGAGCCAUGAGGAGGUGCAUAAGUCUAGUUUUCUCUCAGAACACAAUUGAAUCUAAGUAAUUAGUGGAAAUUCCUGAUAUUUCUCCAAAUCCACAAGUUGUAAUGUGUGCUGACAUUUUUUAAAUCAACAUGAUGUUAAAAUGCAGAAAACACAGAAGCAUUUUUUUUUAAAAGGGAACAAAGCAACAGCGACGUAAACAAGAGAAUGUGUUUCUGAGAGCUUCAUGAUUUUCAAAUAAAAACAAUCUGGCAGGUGAAAGUCAUUGUAGCUUACUAACUUUAGAUCAUAAAAAAAGAAGGCAUUGUCAGCAACUCAAACCUCUGGAGUAACAUUUGAACGAUGAGCGCCAUCUUCGGUGAUGCGAUUAACGAGAUCCGUCUGGAGGGAAAGCUGUGCGACGCCCUGAUCAGAGUCGAUGGCGUCGAGUUUAAAGUCCACAAGAUCAUCCUAUGCAACUGCAGCUCAUACUUCAGUGAUCUGUUCUGCGGUAAAUCAUCAACACCAGAGCAGCAGCAGGUCUACUACUUCUCCCAGGUGUCAUCCAACAUAAUGACCCUCAUCGUGGAAUACGCCUACACCGGCUCUGUCGCCGUGACGGAGGAGAACGUGCUGGAGCUGUUGGCGGGAGCCGACUGCUUCGCUGUGAAGGGCAUCGUUAAACCUUGCUGCGACUUCCUGGAGCAGCGUCUUAGCUUCAGGAACUGCUUCCACAUCUGUAUGCAGGCGCAGUUACACAGAUGUCGCGAGCUGAGGCGUAAAGCCUACCUCUUCAUCUUGCAUUACUUUGAGGAGGCCGUGGGAUUCUCCCUGAAGUUCCUGCAGCUCUCUUUGCAGCAGCUGACGGAUAUAAUCGAGAAGGACGAGCUCAAUGUGAAGCGGGAGAGCACCGUGUUUGAGGCCGUCCUCAGCUGGAUCUGCUACGAUCCUGAGGAACGCCGGGGUCACCUGGCCAUGCUGCUGAGCAAGGUUCGUCUGCUGUUAAUGUCCAGUCAGUACUUGGUUGACACCGUGUGCACGAACGCUCUGGUGAGGAGUAGUGCGCCGUGCAUUGCCAUGGUGACCGACGCCAUGAAGACCCUGCAAGACUCCAAUUUGGAGAGACCGCUGACCCGCACACGCCUGCCCUCGGCCGUGAUAUUGGCUGUCGGCGGUUGGGAAGAUAAAUCUCCAACCAACAGGAUCGAUUUAUACGAUGUUCGAGCUGACAGCUGGGUGAGGGCAGACAUCAGUAACGCUCCUCGAGCGUUCCACGGUUGCGUCUUCCUCAACGGAUUCCUUUACAGUAUUGGAGGCUUUGAUGGUGUUAAAUAUCUGAGCAGUGUACAAAAGCUCGACCUCAUCACCCAAACAUGGCAAGAGGUGACGCCAAUGAACACAGUCCGAUGUUACGUCAACGUGGUCACGUUGAACGGCUGCAUAUAUGCCAUGGGAGGCUGUGAUAAUAAACACGAGAAACUCAAAACUGCAGAGCGAUACCAGCCUGACACCAGAGAGUGGACUCCGAUCGCACCGAUGCAUGAACGUAGAAGCAAUGCUGGCAUCGCAACACUACACGGCAAGGUGUACCUUUGCGGUGGUUUCAAUCUUGAAGAACCUCUGUCGACUGCUGAAUGCUACGACCCUCCAACCAACCAGUGGACGCUGAUCGCUCCGAUGGAAAGUGGGUGUAAUUCGGCGCGGGCCGUCGCCUACAAAGACCGAAUCUAUGUAGUCGGUGGCUACAGAGACGGCUCCCAUACGUGCAGAGUCCUUGCCUAUGACCCUCCAUCGAACCAGUGGAGCGCGGUGAAUCCCAUGAUUAACCCGCGGUUCAGCUUUGGCAUCGCGGUGCUGGAGGACCAGCUGUACGUGGUCGGAGGGUUCAACAAUCAGAGCACCAUCUGUGACAUGGAGCGCUACGAUGAAGAGACCGACACGUGGCAUGCCGUCCGGGACAUGGUGACGCCUCGCGGUGGCCUCGGCUGCUGCGUGGUGGAGCGAGACAUCUACGCGGCUUCAUGUCUGUCAUAACUAUCAUUUAUUAGUUUAUUUAUAUUUUGUAUUAAUCUGAAUCUGUAAAGUAAACUGAUAAAUUUG